This is a messenger RNA of Tribolium castaneum (red flour beetle), 1467 nucleotides long. It is a transcript of the gene Dbp45A, whose product is annotated as DEAD box protein 45A. The transcript is spliced from 4 exons. The record is from RefSeq and is a predicted model, not a curated record. Gene Ontology annotation, molecular function: ATP binding; RNA helicase activity; nucleic acid binding. Lineage: Eukaryota; Metazoa; Arthropoda; Insecta; Coleoptera; Tenebrionidae. Bases 74 to 1417 code for a protein of 447 amino acids.
CGUGUACACAAUCGGUCGCAAUGUCGGGGAACCUAACCCCUCUGAAUAUUAAGUUUGUGUUUUUCGCGUAAUAAUGACCGAGAAAUCGUUCGACAAGCUCCAGUUGAACCCUUGGAUCAUUCGCCAGUGCGCCACUAUAGGUGUGCGCAGCCCUACACCCAUCCAGACCAACUGUAUUCCCCCAAUUCUCGCCGGUAGGGACUGUAUCGGGGCUGCUAAAACCGGCAGUGGCAAAACCCUAGCAUUUGCCUUGCCCAUUCUCCAGAAAUUAUGCGAGGAUCCUUACGGUAUUUUCGCUCUUAUUUUAACCCCCACACGAGAACUGGCGUUUCAAAUCGCUGAUCAGUUUGCAGUCAUUGGCAAAGUGAUGAAUUUGCGCCAUUGUGUCAUUGUGGGGGGUAUGGAUAUGGUGGUUCAGGGCAAAGACUUAGCCCGAAAACCCCACAUUGUGGUGGCAACGCCUGGCCGCUUAGCUGACCAUUUAGAAAGUUGCAACACGUUUAAUUUUAAUAAAUUGAGGUUUUUGGUGCUUGAUGAGGCCGAUCGUUUGUUAGGGGGGCACUUUGACGAACAAAUCAAAACGAUUUUUCAAGCAUUGCCUAAGGAGCGCCAAAAUUUAUUUUUCUCAGCCACGAUCACCGAUACUUUAGAAAAACUGAAAGAUGUGACAGGGAAAGAUGUUUUUUUCUAUGAAGCCCCGGCUGAAGUAGCAACUGUUGAACAAUUGGAACAAAACUAUGUAUUGUGCCCCAAAGAUGUGAAAGACGCUUAUUUGGUUGAGACAAUUAGGACGUAUCGUGCUACAAAUGACGGAAAUAUCCUUAUUUUCACUAACACUUGCAAGAAUUGUCAAGUGUUGUCAAUGACUUUAAAUGAGGUCGGUUUUGAAAAUGUGGCCCUUCAUGCCAUGAUGAAACAACAACAGAGAUUAGCAGCUUUGGCUAAAUUUAAAUCAAACACAAUUAAAAUUCUUCUAGCCACUGAUGUUGCAAGUAGAGGUCUUGAUAUUCCCACCGUUCAAUUAGUAAUUAAUCACAAUAUUCCUAAAAUACCGAAGGAAUACAUACAUAGGGUUGGUAGAACUGCCAGGGCUGGGAGAAACGGCAAAGCGAUAAGUUUGGUCACCCCUUACGACAUCAAAUUGUUACAAGCGAUCGAACAACACAUUAAUACGAAAUUAACUGAAUUUAAAUUGGACGAUAGCGAAGUUGGUAAAAUUUUCACGCAAAUUUCGGUAACCAAAAGCGAGGCUUAUAUUAAACUCGACGAACAAGAUUUUUACGAAAAGAAAAUGAUAAAUAAGAGGAAAAAGUGGAUGAUGGAAGGGCUUGAUCCAGACGAGGAAGAAGAAAAAUUUUUAAAGACAAUCAAAAAAAGCAAGAAGGCGAAAAAGAAGAAACAAAAGAAUGACAAUUGAAAUUUUAAAUAUUUUUGUAAAUUGAGCACAAAUAAAUUUUCUAAAUCGUU